GGCCAAAGUACAAAGCUUACAAUUUCAUUUUUUUACUGUUUAAAAUGCACACAAAAUUCUCUAAGACUAUAAAUUAUAAAUAAAAAACUAUUAAGAAGCCAUAUAACCUUAAAUCUAAAUGUUUGCAUAAUAAGUAAAAUAAUUUCACCAAUUUAAUAAGUUUAAAUCAUUAAAUUAUGGCUUCGUUAACCGAUUUGAUAUUUGGAAAUGAAUUAAUAUUGACCAACAUAUUAUCAUUUAUGGAUUUUAAAACAAUGAAAAUUAUCCGUCGAGUGAACAGCGACUGGAAACGGCUCAUUAAUAGACGAUUUAUCGACAGAGUUAUUAUUCCACUCCGGAUUUCGCAUCAGCCUCUCCUCAGGAGUGGCCCAAUAACAGUUUACAUUGGAUCUAAGCCAUUCUGCAGCUUCGGCGUAAAUUGCACCGAUCGGGAAAUUGGGAUCUUGAUUGGAAAUCGACUAACAUCUUACAAGAAUUUUUACAUUCAAGUGUUCCCAUCCCUCAUGAAAAACUUUGAGGUGGCGUACAAAGUCGUGGAUAAAUUAUUGGCACACUUGUGGAGGCCUUCCGUGCAAGUGGGACAUAACUUGAAUCUGGAUAAACUCAAAUAUCAGGGAACAGACCGGAAGAAGUUGAUGAUUUCUGUUAUCAAAAAAUUAAAUACAUUUCAACCCCUGGAAGCUUAACUGUGAUGCAUACUACUGUUCUUGACAUCCAUCAGAAGCUCAAUUACAUUAAGCUGAUUCACCAGUUAUUAGAUAUUCAUGAAAAAUUUAGACCUUGCAAAAACAUUGCAAAUUUUGUAAAAUUAGUUUACAAGUGUUAUAUGAUUUACAAGUUUUGCAUACAUUAAUGAAUUUUCCUUUGGUAAUACAUACAUGGUGCUUUCAA
This is a messenger RNA of Folsomia candida, 891 nucleotides long. RefSeq lists its product as uncharacterized. Bases 177 to 686 code for a protein of 169 amino acids. The transcript has 4 exons. NCBI's taxonomy places the organism in Eukaryota, Metazoa, Arthropoda, Collembola, Entomobryomorpha, Isotomidae. The record is from RefSeq and is a predicted model, not a curated record. Gene Ontology annotation, molecular function: protein binding.